Phaethon lepturus (White-tailed tropicbird) is the source of this 986-nucleotide messenger RNA. RefSeq names its product survival motor neuron domain containing 1 (gene SMNDC1). Gene Ontology annotation, molecular function: RNA binding. Lineage: Eukaryota; Metazoa; Chordata; Aves; Phaethontiformes; Phaethontidae. The transcript is spliced from 5 exons. The record is from RefSeq and is a predicted model, not a curated record. Gene Ontology annotation, cellular component: precatalytic spliceosome; cytoplasm; nucleus. The coding region runs from base 1 to 717 and encodes 238 amino acids. Gene Ontology annotation, biological process: regulation of alternative mRNA splicing, via spliceosome; mRNA processing.
AUGUCAGAAGACCUUGCAAAGCAGUUAGCUAGCUACAAAGCUCAGCUUCAGCAAGUUGAGGCUGCCUUAUCUGGGAAUGCAGACAAUGAAGAUUUGCUAAAACUGAAGAAAGACUUACAGGAAGUCAUAGAAUUAACCAAAGAUCUCCUUUCAACACAACCUUCGGAAACUCUAGCAAGUUCUGAUAGUUCUGCUUCUGCUCUGCCCAGUCACUCCUGGAAGGUUGGGGAUAGGUGUAUGGCGAUAUGGAGUGAGGAUGGACAGUGUUAUGAAGCUGAGAUUGAAGAAAUAGAUGAGGAGAAUGGAACAGCGGCAGUCACGUUUGCUGGAUAUGGCAAUGCUGAAGUUACACCUCUGUUCAACCUCAAGCCUGUGGAAGAGGGAAGAAAAGCAAAAGAGGACAGUGGCAAUAAACCCAUGUCCAAAAAAGAGAUGAUAGCCCAGCAACGAGAGUAUAAAAAGAAGAAAGCUUUGAAGAAAGCUCAGAGAAUUAAAGAACUUGAACAGGAACGAGAGGACCAGAAAGUCAAGUGGCAACAGUUUAACAACAGAGCCUAUUCUAAAAACAAAAAAGGCCAGGUAAAGAGGAGUAUUUUUGCUUCCCCUGAGAGUGUAACUGGCAAAGUUGGAGUUGGAACAUGCGGAAUUGCAGACAAACCUAUGACACAGUAUCAAGAUACCUCUAAAUACAAUGUCAGGCAUUUGAUGCCGCAGUAACAGGGGAAAAAGGUGGAACUUCAUCUCUGCAGGGCUUUACACUUAUCUUUUUAUCAUUAUAUUUUUCUAAAAGUAAAUUAUUUGUUGGCACAUAGCGAGUAGUCCAUUUUGUCACCAUCACUCUGGCUUCAGCUGAUAUGAGCCUUAAAUCUCCAGCUCUUGAUUUGACACACCUCCCCUCCCCCCAAUUGUUAAACUUUUUGUAGUUGCAUUAAAUAUGUUCUGCAGGUAAAUGCUUUCAUGAACUGCUGUUACCUGUUGCUCUGAAA